This is a messenger RNA of Neltuma alba, 1802 nucleotides long. Its product is annotated as TMV resistance protein N-like. Gene Ontology annotation, molecular function: ADP binding. The record is from RefSeq and is a predicted model, not a curated record. Gene Ontology annotation, biological process: defense response; signal transduction. Lineage: Eukaryota; Viridiplantae; Streptophyta; Magnoliopsida; Fabales; Fabaceae. Bases 192 to 1802 code for a protein of 536 amino acids. The transcript has 4 exons.
UUCAGAUGCAGAUAUUUUUGCCGAGGUAAGCUGGAGCGGAGAGGACGAGACACCGAACAGAGCUGCGAGAACGUCUGUAAGAGUGAAGAUUUCUACAACUCUCAUCCAAGGCAGACCAUGUAUUUUGACUUUUUCUAGCAUUUUCCUUCUCCAUCGCUCUCCGCCUCGGAUCUGUGCAAGCAAUAAUAAUUAUGACACGCCGACCAAAAAUAUCUUCGAUACACUAUGAAUGGACUUACGAUGUCUUCCUCAAUUUUAGAGGUGAAGAUACUCGUCAUAGUUUCAUAGGAACUCUAAAUAAAGAGCUCAAUCGAAAGGGAGUUCACACCUUCUUUGAUGACAAAGAAAUAGGAAUAGGGGAUGAAAUUACACCAACGCUUCUCAAAGCAAUCCGGGAAUCUAGGAUGGCCAUUACUGUAUUUUCCAAGGAGUAUGCUUCCUCAACAUUUUGCCUAAACGAACUAGUCCAAAUCCAUCAAUGUAUCAAGAAAAACGGUCGACUGGUUUGGCCAAUCUUUUAUGAUGUGGAGCCUUCUGAAGUACGACAUCAAAGAGGAAAAUAUGGACAAGCACUAGCUACACAUCGACAAAACUCAAGGGCUGAUGAAGAAAAAAUGAAAAGUUGGAAGCAUGCACUACAUGAAAUAGCUGAUCUUAAAGGUUCAUCAUGUGAUCCAAGGAAAGAUUACGAACAUGUACUCAUUGAAGAUACUGUGGAUCACCUCUUUAGGAUAAUUAGAAGGGCCCCCCUUGAUGUUGCGGAAUAUCCAGUUGGUUUAAAUUCUCGCUUGCAAAAAAUAAACUCUCUAUUGCAACUGGGGUCAAAUGAUGAGGUUAUCAUGAUGGGAAUUUAUGGAACUGGGGGAAUGGGUAAAACAACAAUAACACGUGCAGUGUAUAAUACAAUUGCUGAUAAUUUUGAUUAUUUGUGCUUUCUUGAUGAUAUCAAAGGAGGAUCUGGAAAACAUGGCCUAGAACAAGAGCAAGCCAGGAUGCUUUCAAAACUCUUAGGAGAGAAGAUAGAAAUUGAAGAGAUUAGUCAAGGAGUUAAGCUCAUAAAGCGAAUGCUCAAAGAUAAGAAAGUUCUUUUGAUUCUUGAUAAUGUAGAUGAACGAAUGCAGUUACGAAAGUUAGCUGGGGCAUGUGAAUGGUUUGGUUGGGGGAGCAGGAUCAUUAUAACAACACGAGAUUUACAUUUACUCAAGAGUCAUGGGGUUGAAAGAAUAUAUGAAAUGGAGGGAUUAAAUCAUGAAGAGUCUCUUGAAUUGUUAAGUUGGAAUGCCUUUGGGAAGAUGCAAGUUGAUGCUCCAAGGUACACAGAAGUUGUGAAUGAGGUGAUAAGUUAUUCCAGUGGUCUUCCCUUGGCCCUUGAAAUAUUAAGCCGUGAUUUGUAUGGUAAGAAUGUAAAUGAGUGGAAAUCUAUGUUGGAUGGAUGUAAAAGAAUCCCUCAUGGUAAGAUUCAACAAAUAUUAGAAGUAAGCUAUGAAGGCUUACAACAACUUGAAAAAGAAGUUUUUCUUGAUAUUGCUUGCUUCGACAAAGGUAGUGAAUUGGAAUAUGUCAAAAAGAUGGUAGCAAUUGCUCAUGAUUUUGACCCAGAUUAUCAUAUUGGAGUGUUGGUAGACAAAUGUCUCAUAAAGAUUUAUGGGGGCUGUCUUAUUCAAAUGCACGAUCUGGUACAAGAUAUGGGGAGAGACAUCGUUCGUCUACAAUCACCAAAAGAUCCAGGAAAACGCAGUAGGCUAUGGUCAAAUAAAGAUAUCUUGCGUGUUUUGGAGAGAAAUGAGAAAGAUAAUACUUAG